UCUUAAAUGCACUUUGACUGUCUGGAGAAAUAUCGUCACUGGUGUUACUCCCAUCUCGCGUUUAUAGAAAUCAGAUGCAUUGACAAGAACGGUUCCUAAAAGCUUAAGUUCUUGGAGAUGAACUGUUUACACGGGUAAUGUGCUUUUUGUGACGUGACUACAAAGAGUCGUUUUAAAGUGUGCGCGUACUAUAAGAUAUCUCGUUUACAUCUAUCUCUACGUCAAAGCUUAAUCUAGCGAAUCAUUUCACCCAUCUCACAAGCCUUAUUUUCCUUUCAAAUGCUCGAUCAACGGCGGAAGACUUUAUGUGAAGUUGCGAUCGCAAAAGAACCUUCAGAAUAAUAAGCGUCUCUCGUAUGCACUAAUGAAUGAGCUUGUUCAAGCAUUCACCUGUUUUCCUGAGGAGGGAUUCAAUAUGCGACACGCGGAAAAAAGAAGUAAUUGAAUAAAAUCGAUCAUCUUCUUAACGCUACAAACCCCGGGAGGUCUGUAUCUAGGGGCGGCGAAGUUAUUUUAAGAUGAUGCAGCUACAUAAAUCAAGAUCUUUACCAGAAACCAAUGCAAAAAUAUCGGAUUUUGAAUAUCAUCUGGCGCCACCGCGGAUCGAGGAGGACUCUUCAGAAUGUGCAAGUGAUACUAGAGGCAAAAAUAUGGAGUGUGAGGAGAAAACAGAUGAAGCACCACAAAGAAACGCAAGAAAACGAUGGAAACUACUCCAACGCUUAACUUUUUCAGCUGUAAAGCACGUGAAAUCUGACAAUAAAGACGAUUUUUCCAAAAAAGGAGACAAGAAAAAAAGGUUUUCGUUUCGGGGGAUUACCUCUACUGAAAGCAUGAAUGAGACGAAAUACGGAGUUAAAUCUAAAACAAUAGAAAAAGAUACCGGAACAAAAACAUCAUCACAGAAAAACAAAAAGAAGAAAAUGAUAUGGGGAGAAGACGAUUCUUCUUUUAGCUCGUCGUUAAAUGAAAUGGCUGGACAGGAAAUUAACCAGGAGAGUGAUAUCGAUGAGCUCGCUGAGUUGCCUGAUAUUCCUAGAAGGAAGGGUGUAUGCGAGGAGAUCGAAAAGCAUGUGAUAAACGAAGGGACGUCUCUUCACGAGCUACGUAAAGACCUCACUGUUUAUCUAACUCUCGACGAACUAGGGAUGCUUUAAGAGUUAUUUUCUUUGUGAAAAGCGUGUUUAACGAAUGUAGAAAUGUGAUAUGAUAUGGUUUAUCACACUCUAAGUGAACUAGGGAUGCUAUAAGAGUUCUUUUCUUUGCGAGAAGAUGGAAAGGAGUAUAUAAUGAAUGAAAUGCGUCUCUACGAUGAACGCGAAGAUAUCGUGGUUUAUCUCACUUUCCACGAGCAACGUCUAGUCGCUUUAUUUUAAAUGACACGUAAAACACGUAGAUGUAGAUGAAAAUUGUGCAUUGUGUUACGGGCGACGGUUUGAAAACACAAACCUAAGACAAGAUGCGAAACACAAGUGAUAAUGUUACGGUUCUUGACAUAUUUUGGUAUGAACAGCACGUCUUCUUGUAGAACUGAGUGAAUAAAACGUGCCCACGCCAGUUGUAUUUAGAAUGCCAAGUUACUGGCGACAGUUAAUAAGAGCAAGCGUUAACAAAAGCGCAAAACAACCGGAUAAAAAAAGACCAAUGCACAUUUAUUUCGAGUAGAAACAAGUAAAAUUUGAGAGAUCUUAAGUGGGCGUUUUGUUAUUGCUAGAGGGUUUUUAGAAGCUCAUAAGCAAUUAAUGAUGAUCUCUCCUAUGCACGGCUGGGCAUGUGGCUAAAUCAGUAUAUCUGAUCGCGCUGGCUUUGUUUCAUGUUUUAUAAACACGAAGAACAGUGUACGAUAUCUACGCUAGAUCUUACCCUAAGACAUCUAACCCCUAGGGGAUGUCACGGAGACAUUGUUUUCGCCUAAGAUAUAUUGCUUUCCUGCUUAUAAAAGUUUAAUUGCAAACUGCACCAUAACAUGGCAACGAAAGGUCCAAAUGGAGGUAAUGAAAAUGAUGUUGGCGCAAAAAUAGAAAUAACAAGCGUUUAUUUUACUUGUGUGUUUAGCGGCAUAUAGACAUGAGGCCUUAUGGGGCGCGGCGCUGAUCAGAUGCGGAAUAUGCAUGUGAUUGAAAUGUCGUUAUCAGAAAAAGCCGAAGAUGUUAUCGGGUUCUCUAAUAAAGAAAGUGUUUGUUACGGAUUUAUAACAUUAAAAGAGUAAUAAUGAACAAAUUGACCUUGUUUGAGAAGGUCAUAUAUUGUAUACACCUAUUUAUUCAAUAAACGUUGUAAGCGCAAACAGCGAAUGGCAAUUGACAAAUGGUAGUUCUACGACCAAAAGGUGCUUAUCGGUAUUGAUUAUUUGUGAAAAUAAAGGUGGUAAAUAAACUCAAACUAUGUCAAAACCAUAAA
Molecule: messenger RNA, 2400 nt
Organism: Nematostella vectensis (starlet sea anemone)
Lineage: Eukaryota; Metazoa; Cnidaria; Anthozoa; Actiniaria; Edwardsiidae
Exons: 1
Coding region: 519-1157 (212 amino acids)
Source: RefSeq, a predicted model, not a curated record